Cottoperca gobio is the source of this 1985-nucleotide messenger RNA. RefSeq names its product mutY DNA glycosylase (gene mutyh). The record is from RefSeq and is a predicted model, not a curated record. Gene Ontology annotation, biological process: mismatch repair; base-excision repair. The coding region runs from base 68 to 1666 and encodes 532 amino acids. NCBI's taxonomy places the organism in Eukaryota, Metazoa, Chordata, Actinopteri, Perciformes, Bovichtidae. Gene Ontology annotation, molecular function: 8-oxo-7,8-dihydroguanine DNA N-glycosylase activity; 4 iron, 4 sulfur cluster binding; oxidized purine DNA binding. Gene Ontology annotation, cellular component: nucleus. The transcript has 15 exons.
GUCUUAUUGAAGUAAACAAGAGUGCUCGUGCUGUUUGAAGAGAACAUUAUAUGAUAUAAAUCACUACAUGCGGUGUUUGGAAAUGAGCAGGUUGCGAUCAGCGAUGCUCAAAGCAAAGAGAGCCGAAGUAGAGAUGGUAGAAACUGCAACACCAAAGCGGAAGAGGACAAAGACAGCCGUGAAAGAAGAGGAAAGCACGAAUGCCUCGUCCCCGUCCACACACCACACUUUCCAUGAUCCUGCCGACGUUGUGCUGCUGCGGUCUCAGCUCCUCGACUGGUACGACAAGGAGAAGAGAGAGCUGCCGUGGAGGACUCUGGCUGUGACAGAGUCAGACCUCAACAUCAGGACAUAUGCAGUGUGGGUAUCAGAAAUCAUGCUGCAACAGACCCAAGUUGCCACAGUAAUAGACUAUUACAACAAAUGGAUGAAGCGGUGGCCCACGGUGCAGGAUCUUGCAGCUACUACGCUCGAGGAGGUGAACCAGAUGUGGGCGGGUCUGGGCUACUACUCCAGAGGAAAACGACUGCAUGAAGGAGCGCAAAAGGUGGUGUCAGAGCUGGAGGGGCAGAUGCCUCGCACCGUGGACAGUCUGCUGAAGCAGCUGCCUGGAGUGGGUCGCUACACUGCUGCAGCUGUAGGCUCCAUUGCACUGGGUCAGGUAACUGGAGCCGUGGAUGGCAAUUUGAUCCGGGUGUUGUGUCGCCUGAGGGCCAUCGGCGCUGACAGCACGAGUCCUGCAGUAACACAAGCACUAUGGAGUUUAGCCAACACACUGGUGGACCCUGAGAGGCCCGGGGACUUCAACCAAGCCAUGAUGGAGCUGGGAGCACGGGUCUGCAGCCCAAAGGGCCCACAGUGCAGCCAGUGUCCCAUACGGUCUCACUGCCACUCUUUCCGCAAGGUUCAUGUCAAACAAGAGAAAAACUGCAGGAAGCUCUUAGGGAAGCAGGACAGGAAGCCGUCCAUGCCGCCUGAUAUAGAAGACUGUAUGAACAGCGGGACAUGUCCCCUGUGUCCCUCGGAGCCCUGGGACGAUGAGCUGGGUGUUCAGAACUUCCCCAGGAAGCCGGCAAAGAAGCCGCCACGAGUGGAGAGAACUCUCACCUGUGUGGUGAUCCGACCUGGAGAGCGGGGAGAGGGCGAGUUCCUGCUCACACAGAGGCCAAGCAAAGGUUUGCUGGCAGGUUUAUGGGAGUUUCCGAGUCUUCUGCUGGAGGAGAAGAGCUCAGAGAUGAAACAGAAGAGGGCUCUGUGUGCUCAGAUCAGUGAGAUACUGGGAACACAUCUGACAGAGAGCCUCCUCCAGUAUGUGGGAGAGGUGGUUCACAUCUUCUCCCACAUCCACCAGACAUACAUGGUUCACAGUGUGUGUGUGAAGGACGCUGACACACACACUCAGACUGAAAAGGUCCAGUGGCUCAGCAGGUCCGCUCUGCAGGAAGCUGCUGUGUCCACAGGAGUGAAAAAGAUUGUGAAGCUUUAUGAUUCUGUGGACGCUGAAAAAGAACAAACCUCUAAGGAUGGGAAGAGGCAGAAGCACGCCGCCACGAAGAAUGACAAGAAACCACAAGCAUCAAAAAAGCCCAAACUGAGUGCAGCUGACGGCGGCAGCAGACAGCUCUCCCUCAGCUCCUUCUUCAACACCGUCAAACAGGAAGCUUGAUGGUGCCGCGUGAAAGUCUCGUGCACGUGUGAUUUAUUUUCAAAGCAUCAGCCCUGCAGUGUUGUUACCACAUUAAAGCGUUAUUGUGCUCGCAUCACUUUUUAAAUUGUAAUUAAAUGAAGUAAAUUGCUCCUUUGAUGUUCCUGUAGGGACUUUUAUUGAAUCACUUGUUGUUUAUGACCUCAUAGAUAAUGUUUUUAUCACUAUAUUGUCAUGUUUUACAAGCAGUAUGUAAGAUGGCUGUCGUGUUUAUUUCCACAAUAAAAAAAUGUUUUCAUGCUACUGCUUUUAAUCCUCCAAUCAAGAUUUAGUAUCAGAA